This is a messenger RNA of Paraphaeosphaeria sporulosa, 610 nucleotides long. RefSeq lists its product as uncharacterized. Lineage: Eukaryota; Fungi; Ascomycota; Dothideomycetes; Pleosporales; Didymosphaeriaceae. The transcript has 4 exons. Bases 282 to 512 code for a protein of 76 amino acids. The record is from RefSeq and is a predicted model, not a curated record.
CUUCAUUGAAAUAAGGAUUCUCUUGGUCCGUAUGCGUUAUGGAAGCGAGGUGAUCGAACCGUCACUGCGAAUUUGCCUAGUGUUCCUAAGCCUGUUAGAACAGCCUCGUGCAUGUAUUCAACCUCAAGACAGCCCUUUUGGGAAGCACACAGGUUAGAGAUAGUUCAAGGAUACUAGUAAGUACGAUAAAGUACGCUAUAGAGCAUAUACUAGAGCUUCAAACUAUUCCAAUGUUUAUGGAGCAUGUAGUCAAAUUGCACCCGCAACUCGAAUCAUUCUUCAUGAACCAUUGGACUCAAAGGGUGGGACAGCUCUCAAAGAUUAGAAACCGUAAACCUAGGCCACCGUAUAAGCUUGGAACGCAACCACCACGAGACUCUCUAAAUAGUCUUGUAUUCGAAGCUCUAGGAUCUACGGAGAACCCUACCAAUUUCGUGUUGUGUUCCAAAGAGAUCAAUACCUUCAAGGAGCACCUAUGGGCGAACAAGAACCUCAUGGGACUUAAUGUAUAGAACGACUCCUUGACUGAUGCCAUGAGUGGAAUUGUUCCGUCCAGUGUGUUUUUGAGCGCAAUUCGUAUAGGAUUUGCGGUGUACCACUACAUGGAUAC